This is a messenger RNA of Acanthopagrus latus (yellowfin seabream), 3280 nucleotides long. It is a transcript of the gene tmem222b, whose product is annotated as transmembrane protein 222b. Lineage: Eukaryota; Metazoa; Chordata; Actinopteri; Spariformes; Sparidae. The record is from RefSeq and is a predicted model, not a curated record. The coding region runs from base 46 to 597 and encodes 183 amino acids. The transcript is spliced from 6 exons.
CCAAAUGUGAGUGGGACAAAUGAAGUUCAUUUUCCACAGCUGGUGAUGGCGGAUGUUGUUGAUAAAGACACCAUGAAGAAUUACCACAUAGCGUCUGAGAAAAUUAACCCUGAGGCCAGUCGUUAUCCCUACUGUAUCGUGUGGACACCUAUCCCCGUGUUAUCAUGGCUGCUGCCAUUCAUCGGCCAUAUGGGAAUCUGCACUUCCACUGGUAUCAUCCGGGACUUUGCUGGACCUUACUUUGUCUCAGAAGACAACAUGGCUUUUGGAAGACCAACAAAGUACUGGAUGCUUGACGUCAGCAAAGUCUACGCUAGUGGCUCCAAUGCGUGGGACACAGCAGUCCACGAUGCAUCAGAGGAGUAUAAACACAGAAUGCACAACCUCUGCUGUGACAACUGUCACUCGCAUGUCGCCAUGGCUCUGAAUCUGAUGCGAUAUGAAAACAGCACCUCAUGGAAUAUGGUCAACCUCUGCCUCCUCGCUCUGAUCCAUGGGAAACAUGUCAGCUGCGCAGGCUUUCUGAAGACCUGGCUGCCUUUCCUGAUGCUGAUGGGCAUCAUCCUCACAGUGGCCCUGACCCUCAACCUGCGGUGACCUGGGAGGCAGGUUGAGGACACAGUGGAACCCCUGCAGGUCGGAUGUGGGGUUGACCUUUUAGACAACAAGGGGUGCAUCACAUGGUGUCGAGCAAACGUUACAGAGGAGAUUGUGACUUUCCUCCUCCAAGAGGAGAUUGUUGAACAGGGAUGUCCAACACAUGUACACCAACACGCGCUUGGUUUGUGGAGAGCAGGCGGCCGGCUACCGGCAGUGCUCCAGUGGUGAAGCCUGAAUGGCCUAGGGACGUAAAUUAAUUUCUAUUCAGCCAUUUGUUUAGAGAGAAGUGACUGAACACACCACCACCACAACUACCAGACAAACACACUAAUGGAUUAUGAUUAUUGAAAGCCUAACAGCAGGUUUGAGCCUUGGCCCCCUGCAAAGCGUACAAGUUGUGUAGCUGUAUUAAUAGUUGAAUAGAGGUGCGUACAUUGUUGAAUUCUUGGAGGAGAACACAUCCAUGCCUUGCUUUCAGAUUUUGAUGACCUUACUUUGUAAUGGAUUGGGAGUGUAAUCCCAUUGUUCUGUGCUUCCAGAAUGCCAUUUUUAUACCAGGGACAUGUUAAUUGAAUUAGAUGCCUUUCUAGGGAAUUUAUUGCAUUUCAUGCUUGCUCUGAUGUAGCUCUUCUACAUUACUACAACUUAAACUAAACGAGCAGUUUGUAUUUUUGUGCAUUUUCUUACCUGUAUUCAGCCUAAUUUCAUAGGAUUUCAAAAAGUCUGCAUCUUCUACAAAGAAAUAUUUUCUCAGAGAUAUGUUGUACAUGCAUUACAUGCAUCACCUCAUGGUAAUAGGUUUACGAUCAAUGUUUUCAUACCUUUUAACUAUAGAUCAUCAGUGCAACGAUUGUAGCAAACUCAAUGAAUGUGGCUGUGGGAAAUACUAAUAGAAUAGUAAAGCUCCUUUUGGUUUUCUAUACUUGUGCCAAAUGUAGGAGAAUGGGAGACCAACUCAAACUGUGUCCUUAAAUAUCGAACUUGUUCUCUAGCGAGGCAGCGAAUGAAAAGCCUGCUGACGAAAGAGUUAUAAAACCUCGCCUGAUGUUGUUGUUCAACAUGAGAACUGCUUUGCUUUUCAUUAGUAAUUUUGACUUUAUAGAAAAAUGCAAGAGUCAGUGCCUAAAAAAAAAAGACCUCUCACAGAUUCCUUAAAUGUUAUAUCUUCAGUUUUGUGGUUAUUUUUGACGCCUUUUUAAAAUCACGUUAAUUCCACAUGAUGGUUGGCACUCAAAAUCCGUUGCCAUGGCUGUCGUGAGUAAAUUCAAAUCCCCCCAUUGUUUGCAAUCAAACAGAAAAAAAGUGUUGAGCCGUCUCUUUGUCCGCAGUGCUGCCAGAAGCAGCAGGUAGCCAGGAUCCUCAGGUUUUUCACACUCACCGACCCCUGCUGAAUAUCCCCACUUUCCCCACAGCGCCUGGCCAGUGUCGCUCCUGCUGUUUUCCGCGUCUGCAGAUCAGAAUCGAAGGUCAUUGUGAAAUGUCAGCGCUGUUCCACAAAGCUUUGAUAUAUGCUGGUCAACAUCCUGCAAUAAUCCAAAGUAGAUGUCAUGUGUUUAAAAACAAAAAGUAAAAAUCAGUUAUAUUUUGCGGUUUAAGGUUUACCAGUAGGGCUAACUCAGUGCCAGUUUUUUAGACUUUGCUCUCCUCAUUGAGCGUCUGUUCGAAGCAGAUACUCUGUGGCCUCUUGUGUGUAAUUCACCCAUGUUGCCUGUAAAUAUUCAAACAUUAUACUCUUCACCAGGUGCUCUUUAUAUACUUUGCAAUCUUGAUCGUUCGCUCUACAGAUUUAGCGUCUGAAUAAUUUAAAGUGUAAUUUUUGUUCUCUUUCCUCCACUUCUGCAUAUCAUCUCUGCUCAGUAAUGAAGCAGAAUUGUUCGUGUGUGUGUGUGUGUGUGUGUUUGUGUGUGGUGAGAAAGAGAGAGAGAGCGAACGAGAGCAUGUGAUUGCAUGCCAGCAUGUGUGUAUUGCAUGCAUGCAAUAAUACGAGCAUUUGAGGGUCAUGACUCAUACUGUGGCUUCUUGAUUAAUAAUCAGCUGCAUUUCAUAGCAGUCUACUGCCCACUGAUUGAUUUUUAUAUUUAUUAGUCCAUAUCUUCCUCCUAUUCUCUUUCAAAUUGAAUGUGAUUGCUGGUAAUCCUUAGCAAGAAUAAAUAAUAAAUUAGAUUCUAACAGGCCUGCUUAAGUUCAUGUUGAUUUGAUGAUAUAGCCUGUACUGUACUGUACUGUGUGUAGCUUCAGAUUCUGUAGAGUAGAGCUGCAGUCAUAUUCUCAAGAAGAAAUGGAAAGAAAGUAAGAAUCUGCCCUCAGCAUAAACAGUGAAUACGAUUUUCAUUUUUAUUUUUUUUGGGGGGGAAAAAAACAUGUUUAAAAUGGGCAAUUUGUAAGAUAUGGCCAGAAUUGAGGAAAAAGAAAAAAAACCCAAUCUCAACAGGAGUGUUAUGAAGCUACAGUGUUGAUGUUUUUUCAAAGAUGUCUCUACUGUACUGAAGGGAUGAAGUUAGCGUGCUAACCAGCUAGUCCCGGCCCAUCCUGUCUCCUAAUAUUUCUUUGUACUGCAAGAGGCCCCCAUAGCUCCAGCAGGGAGAAGUAAAAGCAGAAAGUAAACAAAAUGAACUCACAAAUGUCAAAAAAGGAAAUAUUUUUACACCUGUUUUCUUUACUGAAUAAAAAAUACAACCUA